AUGCCUCGCCCACACGCUCCGGACCACCGCAUGAUUCUUGUCGAGCCCGAGGAACAUGAUGUGCGUGUAGUCGAGACAACCCCCGACAACUUCAAAGAGCUUGAGCUAAAUGGUGAUGAACCCACCAAUCUGGGCGUCGCAGUUCUGCGAGGUCUUGAUCGCUCGAGAUAUCCUGUGAAGGAUAAUACUAUCAUAUUUCUGGGACUCGCGUGGUACAUCGGUGCUUAA
This is a messenger RNA of Microdochium trichocladiopsis, 228 nucleotides long. RefSeq lists its product as uncharacterized. The transcript is spliced from 3 exons. Lineage: Eukaryota; Fungi; Ascomycota; Sordariomycetes; Xylariales; Microdochiaceae. The record is from RefSeq and is a predicted model, not a curated record. Bases 1 to 228 code for a protein of 75 amino acids.